AUGGUGGUGGAAACGUUGCGGCCCACAAUGGAGGGAACCGUUCUGGCGCCGGCGGAGGCAGCUGGAGGGAAGGAAUCGGCGGCGACGAUGGCGGAAUUGGGGAAGGAGAAGUGCUUCCGUGGGGUGAGGAAGCGACCGUGGGGGAGGUUCGCGGCGGAGAUACGGGACCCGUGGAAGAAGACGAGGAAGUGGCUGGGGACCUUCGACACCGCGGAGGAGGCGGCGCGGGCCUACGACGCAGCGGCGCGCAGCCUCCGAGGCCCCAAGGCGAAGACCAACUUCGGGUGUUCCGCUGCCGUUCCGUCACCGCAGAUCGGCUGGAGGAUGGCGUCGCCGUGGCAACUGAGCUUCCCGGAUCCGGCGUCAGCUCCGAGCGGGCGAGAUCUGUUCCUCAGGCCUCCCGCGGUGGCAGUGGCGAGGGGGUCUAAAUUCUCCGGAUACGGGUUCGAGGCGGUGAAGAUGAUGAUGACAAGGGUCGAGGAAGAAGAGCAGGAGGCGGCGAAGGAGAAGAAGCGCUUCUGCUUCGAUCUCAAUCUACCCCCUCCUCCCAUGUGA
This is a messenger RNA of Musa acuminata AAA Group (dessert banana), 555 nucleotides long. Its product is annotated as ethylene-responsive transcription factor 8-like. NCBI's taxonomy places the organism in Eukaryota, Viridiplantae, Streptophyta, Magnoliopsida, Zingiberales, Musaceae. The record is from RefSeq and is a predicted model, not a curated record. The transcript has a single exon. Gene Ontology annotation, molecular function: DNA-binding transcription factor activity; DNA binding. Bases 1 to 555 code for a protein of 184 amino acids. Gene Ontology annotation, biological process: regulation of DNA-templated transcription.